Molecule: messenger RNA, 696 nt
Organism: Jatropha curcas
Lineage: Eukaryota; Viridiplantae; Streptophyta; Magnoliopsida; Malpighiales; Euphorbiaceae
Source: RefSeq, a predicted model, not a curated record
AUGUCGAGAAAGAUUGUGAUUCUUGCCUUAUCUUGUCGGCCAAGUCCUACAGUCUAUGCCUUGGCUUGUUAUGUUUACAGUUCUAAGUCACCUUGGAGGCAAAAUGGCCUCAUUUCACUUCCGUUUGUCAUAAAAACUGAUGAGCCAUAUCAUAAUUGCUUGAAUUUUAGAGAGGUGGUACGAUUACAUGGAGUUCCACGGACUAUCGUUUCUGAUAGGGAUGCUAAGUUCCUUUCACAUUUUUGGAAGGUUUUGUGGGGUAAGGUAGGUACAAAAUUACUUUAUUCUACUACCUGUCAUCCACAAACAGAUGGACAAACUGAAGUUGUGAAUAGGACUUUAGGAACUUUACUUCGUGAUAUCGUGGGUAAAAAUUUGAAAACUUUGGAGGAUUGUUUGCCAUUUAUUGAAUUUGCAUAUAAUCGAAGCAUACAUUCUACUUCAGGUUUUACUCCAUUUGAACUUGUUUAUGGAUUUAACCCACUUAACCCACUAACUGUUUUUGGAUCUUGCUCGAGCAAGAUAUUGAAAAGAGGAAACAACACAUAUGCUGACAGGGCAAACAAAGUGAAGGAAGAAGCUGGUGUUUCGCCUGGAGAUUGGGUUUGGGUGCACCUUCCGAAGGAAAAGAAUUUGAGGACAAAUCUUUUUGAGGAAGGGGGGAAUGAUAUGGUCAAACCAUCACUUCAAGCAUGA